Molecule: messenger RNA, 1722 nt
Organism: Aspergillus mulundensis
Lineage: Eukaryota; Fungi; Ascomycota; Eurotiomycetes; Eurotiales; Aspergillaceae
Exons: 6
Coding region: 1-1722 (573 amino acids)
Biological process (GO): protein phosphorylation
Cellular component (GO): cytoplasm; nucleus
Molecular function (GO): cyclin-dependent protein serine/threonine kinase activity; ATP binding
Source: RefSeq, a predicted model, not a curated record
AUGGCCCGAACCCACCCCAGCUCCUUCCAGCAACUGGAGAAACUCGGUGAAGGAACCUAUGCCACGGUCUACAAAGGCCGAAACUGCCAAACAGGGGAAAUGGUGGCGUUGAAGGAGAUCCACCUCGAAUCGGAAGAAGGGACGCCCUCAACAGCAAUCCGCGAGAUUUCUCUUAUGAAAGAGCUACACCAUGAUAAUAUCCUGUCAUUAUAUGAUGUCGUCCACACUGAGAAUAAGCUCAUGUUAGUCUUCGAGUAUAUGGACCAGGACCUGAAGAAGUACAUGGAUACUCAUGGGAAUCACGGUCAGCUUGAGCCUGCGAUAGUGAAGUCAUUUGCCUUCCAACUGCUGCGGGGUAUCGCAUUUUGCCACGACAAUCGGAUACUCCACCGCGACCUUAAACCCCAGAAUCUACUUAUCAACGCCAAGGGCCAGCUCAAGCUCGCUGACUUUGGCCUUGCGCGUGCUUUCGGAAUUCCGGUUAACACGUUUUCCAAUGAAGUGGUGACCCUCUGGUAUCGCGCGCCUGACGUGCUCCUCGGCAGCCGCACCUACAAUACCACGAUCGAUAUCUGGUCCAUAGGGUGCAUCAUUGCGGAGAUGUUCACUGGACGCGCGCUGUUUCCGGGCACCACAAACGAGGAUCAGCUACAACGGAUCUUUCGUGUUAUGGGAACACCGUCCGAGCGUACUUGGCCAGGUGUCUCGCAGUUCCCCGAAUACAAAAGCCAUUUUCCGGUGUAUGGACCACAGGAUCUGCGACAUGUUGUUCCUAGGAUUGAUCCAUAUGGUCUCGACCUGCUUAGGUGUUUCGGCGGUCAAAUCGGGUAUUUCUUGAUCCUAUUCUUCACCUUCUGCACUGGACGGCAUACCAAUCUCCCUGCGAGCAGCACUGCUGGAUCUCCAAGUCCUUGUCUGUCCUCAGAUAUCCAGGUCAGUCCAUACCUUCCAGAACGGCUGCACUCCCGAAGGAAGCGACGCGCUGUUAAAGGCACCGAGAACGCUGCACUCGUCGACGACAACAAACGCAAGCGAGAGACACAUGGACGCAAGCAUGAUCCCGAACCGCGGACUCACGGUAACGAGCUCGGUGAUCCCAAAAUUGUACUCGCGCUUGAUGGUAUAGAACAGCGAGAUCGUCGUUAUCACCCACCACGGAUCUCUGUCCGCCACGGCCAAUGUCAGCUUACGGAUAUGGAGACCGGUGAAAGAAUAAAGGUGGAUAGGAAAAAGGUUGGAGACGCACCGAAACAACGGCUCCAUUGGCCUCGUCGUCAAAAACAAUUUGUUGAUAUUGUUGAAGUAUGUGAAGUUCGCAUAGAUCUCCAGCACCCAGUACGGCUGGACCAGGAUCACAGUGAUUAUAUAGAUGCGCGAGACGCGCUUGGAGAAAAACGGCUUGUUCUUCAUCCAUGCGAUCACGUUGUGCAGAGACCACGACACAUUCAGCGGGAUUGCACUGACGGACAGGUGCCACCCGUAGAUGGGCUCGUGCGAGAAGAUCCAGGUCCCGUGGGGGAUCGCGAGGAUGAGCUGUUCCAUUUGGGGAUUCAGGUCAGCGCUGUAGCCGGCUCACCGGGGGAUAUAGAGGCGGAUUUUUGCUCGCGAGCUGACUGCGGCCAUCACCAGCAGGGACCCUACCAUCAGGCCCUGACCCCAGGCUUCGAGGACGAGGCCGUUGGGGUCGGUAGGGCGCGUGAUGCGCUCGGUGUCCGAGGAUGA